UGUUGCUUUUAAAGUUUCUAACAUUGGUAAUUUUUAUCCGUUCCCUGACUAGGAGCAAAUAUGUUGCGUUCUCGCCUGCCCCAAUUGGACACUGGCAGAUGAAUGGAGAGGUGAAAGGAAGGGACCUAUCUGGUAAUGGUAAUCAGGCUACAUUCAAGGGCCUCACCUAUACCACCGGGCCGACUGGUUUACAGAACGGGGCUGUACGUUUCCACGGUAACAGCACAUCAUACGCCUGGGUAACCAAGACCAGCGUCUUGGACGUUCGAAAGUACGGCGGUUUCAGUUUUGCGGGAUUUAUUAAAUCCCUGGGAGGAACGUCCGAGCCAUUAGUUGAAUGGCCUCGGGACUCGGACAACUCCAAAUACGGUUGUUACAUUUGGUGCCAUGGUAAACAGAACUUGCAUAUCAAUGUGUAUCAUACAAUUGCGGAUACACAUGCAGAUUUCCCCAGCUUGGUUUGUACCAAGAAUGUCUGGAAGUUCUUCGGGAUUUCUUACGACAAGUCAUCGGGAAAGGUUGUGGGUUUUAUGGAUGGUGUUACAGAGGUGAAAGUGGUUAAAAAGAAUGUGGCAGCAGACACGUCAACGGCUAGUAAGGUCUACUUCGGGUAUAGGCAACCGAGUAAUAUCUAUUCCAAGCAUUUCAAUGGCGGGAUGAGCUGUAUGAUGCUGUUCAACACUGCGCUGAAUGGAAGCGACUUCAAACGGGUCAGAAAGCUAUGCUUAAAGCGGAUGCAGCAAGAAGACGUGAGCGAUCCAAAAAAUUGGUACGAGCUCUACAAAAAUGGUCAGAAAAUACCAAGUGCAAGUCAACUCUCCGAGGCAGUGACGUCAUCGAAGUUUCACUGCAUGUCCAAAUGCAACGACAACGACAACUGUUGGUCAUUCUCUUUUACGCCCUCUAACGGAAAGUGUAUCUUAUCAACCGUUGAUUUCUUCCGUGACAAUGUCGAUUUCGAGUUAGAUCCAGGAAGUUAUAUUUAUUCGCUUUAUGUGAAUAUCUAAAAACUCGUAACACCGUGUAAUACAGAUCUUAGACACCAGAAGAGACAGUCCAGGGAAUUCAAAUUGUAUUGUACAUAUAUGAUCCAAGAAGGUCCUUGAUGUACAUGUAUAUAGCCAAUGUCGUUUAACAGAACAUGAAUCUAUAUUUCAAACAUGUAAAUGAGAAAAAGCCCGGACUUUUCCCAUAUUACCGAAAAAGUGUGAUAUGAUAAUGCGGUCAACAAGCACCAUAAUCAUCGUGUUGGUCAAUAACCCUAUGUAGUUCCGAUAAUUUCGACCGAGGUUUCGAAUGACGCCGUUACUGCAGAGCAGAUUUAAAUUGCCCUAUUACGCACCAUGCAAUAUUACACCGAAAUUGUCACACCGCUUUUUCCUGUGUAUGAAAAGCUACAAA
Lineus longissimus is the source of this 1401-nucleotide messenger RNA. RefSeq lists its product as uncharacterized. Bases 99 to 1007 code for a protein of 302 amino acids. The transcript is spliced from 3 exons. NCBI's taxonomy places the organism in Eukaryota, Metazoa, Nemertea, Pilidiophora, Heteronemertea, Lineidae. The record is from RefSeq and is a predicted model, not a curated record.